Polyodon spathula (Mississippi paddlefish) is the source of this 4888-nucleotide messenger RNA. It is a transcript of the gene prdm1b, whose product is annotated as PR domain containing 1b, with ZNF domain. The transcript has 6 exons. Gene Ontology annotation, molecular function: DNA-binding transcription repressor activity, RNA polymerase II-specific; histone deacetylase binding; RNA polymerase II cis-regulatory region sequence-specific DNA binding. The record is from RefSeq and is a predicted model, not a curated record. Gene Ontology annotation, cellular component: cytoplasm; nucleus. The coding region runs from base 16 to 2331 and encodes 771 amino acids. Gene Ontology annotation, biological process: regulation of transcription by RNA polymerase II; cell fate commitment. NCBI's taxonomy places the organism in Eukaryota, Metazoa, Chordata, Actinopteri, Acipenseriformes, Polyodontidae.
AAGCAAUCAAUCAGCAUGAGAAUGAAGGGGGAGAUCGCGAACAUGAGCGAAUGGCGGGAGGCAGAGUUUGCACAGAACUGCACAUACAUCGUCAACGACCAGCCAUGUGACCAGCUCAAGAGCGACAGCUCCCCCCGCGCUAUGACCUCCAUACCGCGCAACUUGCGCUUCAAGUACAACCAAGCCAGUGAAGUGACUGGGGUCUUCAGCAGGGAGUACAUCCCUCAAGGCACUCGCUUCGGACCUCUGCUAGGACACCAUUACACCAGAGACAGCAUUCCCAAGCACGCCAACAGGAAGUACUUCUGGAGAAUUUACUCCCCCGGAGGGAAGUUUCACCAUUUCGUUGAUGGCUAUGAUGUGCACGAGAGCAACUGGAUGCGCUACGUGAACCCAGCUUGUUCCCUCAGUGACCAAAACCUAGUGGCCUGCCAGAAUGGCAAAGAUAUCUACUUCUACACCGUCCAGCCCAUCCCAGUCAACCGCGAGCUUCUCGUCUGGUACAGCAGAGACUUCUCAGAGCGCCUGCACUACUCCCCACAUGGGGACCUGCUCCAUCCCAAACUGAAGCACUCGACCAAGGAAUUCAAGGAUUCUGAAGCUAACAGGCAGCAGCUACCUCACAAAGAUGCAUUCUACGAAACAGACCAAAAAUUCAAAGCUAAGAAGACAAAAAGAGAAGAGGACAAAGAAGAGGAGGAAAAGAUUGACGUGGAAAUGCUGGAAAGGGACACACCUCCUGUAACCCCCGACAACCAGAUUGUGGAUUUCAGCAAAAAGAUUCACUCAGAAACAGACCCUCAAACCAAACUCCAGCCUUCAGCAGACUUCCCAGAGAAGAGGCCAGUCUCCCUUAUGAGAGAAACAUCUAGUGACAGGGCCAGUCCUUGCCAUGCCACCAGUCCAAACCAAAGAGUGAAAAGCCCAACUGACGAACACUCAGAACUGAGCUGCUGUUCUUCGGCUAUAAAUACGACAACCACCCCCCACAAGGAUCUGACCUUAAACCUCCACGGUCUUUACAGCAGCGAGGAGGGCUUGGUCUCCUAUCCCAUUUACUCCCCACCAAGGCACCUCCAGCAGCCCUAUCUCUACCCUUACGGACACCACCCCUCACAUUAUCACCACCUCCUGCUACCUCAGUACUCUCCCCCAUUCCCAGGCAUAGGGCCCAACAUGAAUGGCCUGGGCAUCUUCCCUAGGGUACCCCCCAUGUACAACAGCUACCUGGGGGCCCAUGGUCUGCCUUACCCCUUGGUCUCCCAGCAGAAGGUCAUGGGGCUCCCAGCGGGUCUUCAGGAGGGCGGCCCCCACCACUGCCUGCGUCUCCCGGAGCAGCCCAGAGACGGGAUCAUUCCAGCCCCCACCAGCGCUUUCUCACUCAAGUCUCCAGAGGGCGGGCUGAAGGAGAGACUUCCCAACCACUCCCCUCCCAGCGGAGCCCCCGCAACACCAGAGCACUCUCCCCAGCCGAAGCUUACCUCACAAUCCCCAGGUCACAGCAACGAGGCCAUCAACCUCAGCAAGCCAAAGACCAGCCAGGGCCCCUCCAGCAGCCCUGGGUACAAGUCCCUCCCUUACCCCCUCAAGAAGCAGAAUGGCAAGAUCAAGUAUGAGUGCAACCAGUGCCUGAAGACCUUUGGACAGCUCUCCAAUCUUAAGGUGCACUUGCGGGUCCACAGCGGAGAACGUCCAUUCCAGUGUCUCGUGUGCAGAAAGAGCUUCACUCAGCUGGCUCACCUGCAGAAACACAACCUGGUGCACACAGGGGAGAAACCCCACGAGUGUCAGGUUUGCCACAAGCGCUUCAGCAGCACCAGUAACCUCAAAACCCACCUCAGACUGCACUCAGGUGAAAAACCCUAUCAGUGCAAGCUGUGCUCCACCAAGUUCACCCAGUACGUCCAUCUCAAGCUGCACAAGCGCCUGCACGCCCGCGACAGGCCUUACAAGUGCCUCCUCUGCUCCCAGUCCUACAUCCACCAGAUCAGUCUGCAGAUCCACAGCAGAGGAUACUGCCCCUCGGCUGCCAUGCUGGACCAGUCGCACGAGGAGCUCUGCCGGAUGAACGAGAUGAUCAGGAAGUUUGAUGUGAGCUCCGAUGCUGAUACCAUGGAAGAGAAAGCCAGCAUGGCUGAGGUUGACACGGUGGAGAAAUGUAUGUUGAAGAGUCGAGAGUUGAAGGAAGGCAAGGAGGAUCAGCUUCAGACUGGCUUCUUCCACCACCACCACCACACACCAUCCCCAGUUUCCCAUGAAAGAAGCCCAGCCACUGCUGGGAACAUAUUCAGACCACACUCACACAUCACCAUGAAGCAAGAAGUUCCAUAACUUUGUAAAAGGUGGACCUUUAUAAAAGUGUCCUAAAAGUAAAGCCAAGGGUAGUAAAAGUAGCAAGCAUAGGCUACCAUAAAGAAGUAUGUGGUUAAACAGGGUACAAACCACAGUAAACUUACCAUGGUAACUUUGCUAUGGGAAACUUUUAUAUGGACAGCGGUCAGAGUUCAAUGUUUAAUGACUGAAAAGUUCCAACAUCUGUUGAAUAGCCUUGUGGCAAAACGAUUGCACGUGGAAACGAGAGAACUGUCUUCUUUUCCCUGAGUUCUGGGGUUGUGGGGAAAGUGCAGAAGGCUUUAAGGAGCAAAAAAAGAAUAAAUCACCCCCAAAAAAGCUUAAACAACCUGAGGUACCAAACAGCACCAGCUUCCCAAAGACCUUCUCAAACAGAGACUUGCAACUGCACUGCUGAUUAAAUGCUUUGACAGCACAGUACAGUAUGAGAUAAGAACAGAUUUUGGAAUCGUUCUAGAAAUUGACUUAUUUUUGUGUGUAUGUUUUUUUAAUUUAUUGACAAAAAAACUUUUUUUUCUAAUAUAUUUUGAAGUCUUUUCAUUCUUUGUUUGUCUGUCUGACAUUGCCAGUAUGUUGAAUUAACAACUUUAAUCCCUUGAUGCCAGUCUAGCAAUACCUACAUAUCUGGUUUUCAAAGUUCUCCUUAUCAAAAUGUGGGAUCGGUGGGAGAUUUGAACAAAUUUGGUUAGAUAUGUUCCCAUGUAGCAUUGCAACAUGGAUCUGUUGAUGCAAGCAGCUGAAUUUUUUAUAUCAAAAUGUAAAGCUAUUUUUGUAAGUAUUAAGUCUUUAGUGAUCAUUUAAUCUGUCUUUUUCUACAUAUUGCUGUAUUGUUCUACAUUAAUAAUAACUGAAUAGGGUUACAUCUUGUAUGGUAGUGAAAUAAGAACCACCCUUAUUCAAGGUGUCAUUUUAAUAUUCAAGCAAAAUUGGCACGGAAAAAACAGACUCCAAAUGAGUUUGUGCUUGCAUUGGACUGUUCAGAACAUGUAGCAUUUUAAAUACAUGCUUCCUUUAUUUAAUACAUGGACUUUGUUCUUUCAUAUUUCUGUGUCACUUUUGAGGAAUUGGCAGCAGUUGUAUUUUUAUAUAUCUAUUUGUCAGUUUCACUAAGGGGAACUUGUUCUAUAGGCUUUUAGGGAAAUUUUGUUUCACUGCAUUUAAACCAUAGUCAUCUGUUUUUGCUCUGGGAAAUAAAACACACAAAUCAAAUCAAAACCUGUAGAACAAAUGUUUUAUACAAAAGGAUGUGAUUGCAAAGAUUGCACAGAACUCACCAAAAAACUAUUGAAUUAUUAGAAAACCAAAAAAUGAACUAGAUACUAAAACAGGAACAGCUUCUUAUGCAUCAGUGCGUAUUCAAUGCCACAUUUGAAAAAUGGAAUAGAAGUUGUGUUUGGUGUUUUUAUUGUGAUCGUUAGAGUAUGUAGCACGCACAGGAACAUGCCUGUGCAAUUCUAGUUUUAUUGAAGUGUGAACAAUAUUAACACCCACAAAAUAAAAAACUAGGUUGUCUAGGGUUUUAAUACUGGGAUUAUGUUAUUAGCAUUACAGCAUUGUCACUUUCUCUCAUGCUGAAGAACUUUUUGUAUUCAUUGCUUCAUUUUUCAAUACUCAAUAGAUUGACAUCUUGACACUUCCUGUGUUGUAGGUCAACUUCAGAUCUAUUGUGUUGCAUUUAGUCUGAGCGUCUGCAUUAAUGUAAAAAUAAAAGCUUUUCAGCAUAGGAAAGGGGGCAGGGAUAAGUAUGGCUAAAGCUAAUAAGGGGUAGGAUUUUAAAUCCUGGACAAUGACUCCAUAUUCUUGACCAUCGUGACAUAUUUUAGACCCUAUCUGUGUUUAAACCAAAGCAUUACUUCACUUCGGGUGAAAAACUUGAACAGGUUUUUGCUUGACGGGUACAGUUCUAUUUCCUUAUUCUUUUUUGUAAGCGAAACCUCAAAACAAUCAUCAAAAUAAUGUGUUUUGGUACUUGAUGUAAAGGGUCAGAUACAAGCACUUUCCAAUACUACAGGUUCUAGGUUGUAAUAGCCAAGGUAAUCUAGAAGGUACAGAUGUGAUACUUUGUACAUUCCCAUUGGAAUGUGGUGUUUUGGCAUGUUAUUAUAGCUGCUAAACCCAAACUCAGGUCUACUCAUUCAGGUUAGAAACUAGCAGCCCAUCAGGUGUAUAUCCGUGUAGUGCACUAGAUCUAGUAGUAACAUCAUUACACCUUUUGGCUUGAGAGUCAUGAUACCAAGUCAUUAGCCCCUAAACCAGCAAGCUGUACUCCAGCAUUAAACUUCCUCCUUUCUUUUUCUUUGUCUUUUUUUCUAUGGAGAAUUCAGGGAAGAUAACAUGUUUGAUAUAUUUGCACCAAAGCUUCUGUGACUGUUUAAGAAGGAGGAUUUGACUGUGUGUCUGAGUUGUUUGAACACUUUGCUAGUGAUGUUUUUGUAUGUCGAUAUUUACAUGCUGUUUACACUUUAUGUACAAAACUAUUUUGGCAAAAUGUUAUAAUGUCUGUAGCUGAAAAAAUAAACUGUUUCAUCUGUAUGUU